This is a messenger RNA of Nasonia vitripennis (jewel wasp), 581 nucleotides long. RefSeq names its product 40S ribosomal protein S12 (gene RpS12). Gene Ontology annotation, biological process: translation. The record is from RefSeq and is a predicted model, not a curated record. Gene Ontology annotation, molecular function: structural constituent of ribosome. Gene Ontology annotation, cellular component: ribosome; cytosolic small ribosomal subunit. The transcript has 5 exons. NCBI's taxonomy places the organism in Eukaryota, Metazoa, Arthropoda, Insecta, Hymenoptera, Pteromalidae. Bases 128 to 550 code for a protein of 140 amino acids.
CGGCACGAGGACGCCGCCAUUUCUCUUUCCUGCUUGAGAAAAGGUAAUGAACACAUGCCGCGUGUAGUUGUCUCGCAAAUCGGAAAUUUACAAUGACAUCUCCCUACCGCAAAAUCUCCUGGCAAAAAUGUCCGACGUGGAAACUGACGAUGUUCCCUCCGCGGUGAUUGGAGGACAGAUGGAUGUGAACACAGCACUCCAGGAGGUUUUGAAAAAUGCGUUGAUCCACGACGGUGUUGUCCACGGUCUUCACGAAGCCGCCAAGGUUCUCGACAAGAGGCAAGCCAUGCUGUGCAUUCUGGCUGAGAACUGCGAUGAACCUAUGUACAAAAAGCUUGUUCAGGCACUGUGCAACGAGCAUCAGAUUCCUCUGAUAAAGGUUGACAACAACAAAAAGUUGGGCGAAUGGGCCGGACUUUGCAAAAUUGAUAAUGCUGGCAAAGCCAGGAAAGUUGUCGGCUGCUCCUGCGUAGUCAUUAAGGACUUUGGUGAGGAGACCCCUGCCAAAGAUGUUCUAAUGGAAUAUCUGAAACAAAGCUCUGUACACUAGGUAUCUUUUAAUAAAUAAUAUUGAAAACAAA